Messenger RNA from Hevea brasiliensis (rubber tree), 1012 nucleotides. RefSeq lists its product as uncharacterized. The transcript has 7 exons. The coding region runs from base 326 to 697 and encodes 123 amino acids. The record is from RefSeq and is a predicted model, not a curated record. Lineage: Eukaryota; Viridiplantae; Streptophyta; Magnoliopsida; Malpighiales; Euphorbiaceae. Gene Ontology annotation, cellular component: nucleus; cytoplasm.
CGCAGAACUGACAGAUAACAAUGAAAAUUUCCGAACGAAAAUUCAAUCAGAAAGGGCUAAAAAAAAAAAAAAAAAAACCCUAAUCGAUACAGUCGUGGCAUCUGAAGAACCUGUCCCUCAAUCUUCACUUUUCCUUCAAGAAACCCAAAUUCCACCACACAAAACCCAGUUUUCCUUUUUUGUUUUAGUUUUUAUUUAAAAUAUCUGUAAAAACUAAACUGAGUUCAUCUAUUUUUAGAAGAUUUCAAGCAUCCUCUGGGUUUUUUCUUCCAUGAGAUGAAGUGUGCAAAAAAUCAUCUGCAUGCUAAAUCCAUAACCAUAGCAGAUGGAAGGCGAUGAGAACACCACCCAAAAGGAUUACUACAAAAUUUUGGAGGUUGAUUAUGAUGCAACAGAUGAGAAGAUAAGAUUAAACUACCUAAAGCUUGCGCUGAAGUGGCAUCCUGAUAAACACCAGGGUGAUAGUGCUGUUACUGCAAAAUUUCAAGAGAUCAAUGAAGCUUACAAAGUGUUGAGUGAUCCGGCUAAACGCUCUGAUUAUGAUUUAAAUGGAAUAUAUGAGAUUGAUAAGUACACUUUGCGGGAAUAUCUUGCCAGAUUUAAAGGAAUGAUACUUACCUGCAAUGGGCUUGGUAUAAGUCAUACUUCAAUAUGGACACAGCAACUGACUGACACCAAUGAAUUUGCAGAAAAAUAAGCUGAGAUGCAUGCUAUGAUGAUUCAAUCAGAGUUAGAGAUACGAACGAUGUUGCAAGAGCAGCAUAGAAACAAACUCUUUCUGAAUCUGAAGAUGGAGGUGUGUCUGUAUUAAUAUGUUGAUGAAUAUAAAUGUGAACCCAAAUGGUUGACAUAUAGGACAAUUACUUUGAGAAGGAAGUGAAUCUUCUCAUUUUGUGUGGAAGAUACUCAGAAUCAGAUACUGCAUAGGUUGAGAUAAACUAUGCGGCAAUCACAACUCUUGAUCUUGUUUCUUUGUAUCAUUUAUUUUAUAUUAAGACCAAAUAUUUGGUUA